Messenger RNA from Pyrus x bretschneideri (Chinese white pear), 1499 nucleotides. RefSeq lists its product as uncharacterized. The coding region runs from base 160 to 693 and encodes 177 amino acids. The record is from RefSeq and is a predicted model, not a curated record. Lineage: Eukaryota; Viridiplantae; Streptophyta; Magnoliopsida; Rosales; Rosaceae. The transcript is spliced from 3 exons.
UUGGUGAAAUUUUGCUCAUAUCUCUCCAUCCCUCUCAAAAUAUCUCAGACACUCUCUCUCUCUCUCUGAAAGGCUACAACUUUCUCCAUUUCCACACCACAAAACCCUACUCAAGACCUCAAGUUAUCAACAUAGCAUAAGAAAAGAAAAGGAGAAUCUAUGGCUGCAAACCAAGGAAGAGAUGCUGUUGUUGAGGUGGAGAAGGAAAAGCUGAGGAACAAAAUACGGAAAACGGAAGCUACAAUUGCAGAUCAGCAAAAGAGAAUCGGCUAUCUAAAAUCAGCCGGCAGAGAACUUCUCAUCCUUUUCUUUGCCUUGUAUGGACGCUUUCUGUGGAUCAUCAAGGGCGGCCAAGGUUUGAGAUGCUCCGACUAUUGGUUCUUCCUCGGCUGUUAUAUGUUCCUAUGCGCAGUUGGCUGGUCUUUAGCAGUAAACGGAGUCUACUAUAUCCUUAGUAUUAAGGAGAGCGACCGGACCUUGAACGAGUGCAAGCAGUUGAAGAAAACGCUUGCUGUUCUUGAUGGAUCCAACAUUCCAAACUUUGAUGGAGAGCCGAGUCAAACUGCUUUCGGAGUUUGGAAGAUUAUCAGCGCUAUCUUACUGAACUCUGUCGUGUCUGAUAUGCUGAUCAGUUGCUUCUUGUUGUUUUCGGCUACCUUUACCAAUCUUUGCAGGGAGGGAGGUGUAGAGUGAGUGACUAGCCUAGCCAUGCUUCGUGCUCUAGUAUUCGGAUGUAAAAGCUUAUGACUAAACUUGCUGUGGUUUACCGUACCUGAUUUGUUAUCUGCACUUCUCUAUGGUAGUUUUUGUAACUCGAGUGCAGUUCAGACACUUUUCGAAUCCAAUCAAAGUCAUGGAGUAGUAGCUUCCUUAAAUUCGUGUUUCGGUAUUUGUUUAACGUCAUAAAAAGUAUUGGAAGUCCGCAUUAUACUUAAUACUUGUAUCCUCAUUUUCGUUUAACUGUUUUUCUGCUAGUGAAAUCUCUUCUCCUUGUAUAUUGUAGCAACUGGCAAAUAAUCGUAGUUUGGCCUCGUUCGCGCGCGCUUGCACGUUGAAUUAGCCUACGUUGUUGCAGCAAAAGUGAAGAGUGGCUGAUAUUGUUUCGCGUUGAAUUUGAAUCUUUCUUUCUCUGCCUGGUUUGUGGUCUUCUGAAGAAGAACAAGGUGAUGUCUCCUGGUGAGGUGAGGCUUGUUCGCUCUUGUAAAUUUGCAAUUUUGUAUCUACUAAACGAUGCGUUUAAUGGUUCGUGGCAUUCAGAAUUAGAAUUGAACCUUCUUAUAUUGUCACCCUCACCACCACGACAAAACUGUGGUCGGAUAUACAAUGAUGAUGACAUUGUUGAUGAGAACUGGGAAAUGCAGCUUGAUGCUCUCAAACAGCGUCGCCGGAAGCGGAAAGCUCUCUAUUUCAAUUAUAUUUUGUAAAUUAUAUGAUGUGGUUGUUGAUGAUUAGAUUAUACUUAAAUAUUAAUUAAUGUGAUUAUUUUUUAGUUGGUGACU